UGGAGCUCAGGGCUGGAGAGAGAGAGACCAAGGUUUGUGGGGUUGUUCCCUGCGACAACCUGUUUGCUCACUCCCUAGAUCGCUGGGCUGAGCUCUGUGGCCCGCGACCACACCCCUCACCCUGUCCAGCAGUCUAGUAAAACAUCAAUAUCUGAGUUCAUUGAUCAUGAGCUAGAGUCUGCUGUAGCUGCUACUUGACUGAUGUUGGCUGGUGGUUCAUCUGUAUAGAGGUACAGGGUCUCUCCAGCCAGCUGAGCCCCAACCAGCAUGCUGCCCUGACCCCAGGGCAGGUUUUCAUCCAGCUUUGAGUUGGCCUGUGUGACUCUCUCAGCCCCGAAGAUCUCAAGGCCCCAGACGUUCCCUUCUCACUGGCCUUGAGAAGAGGCAGCAUGGCCACUGCUGUACAGAGCAGUGAACUGGUAUUUGAAUUUGCCAACGGCGGGAUGGAGGAGAUCCAGCAGCUGGACGAUCCUUCUGUGUUUCCAGCGGUGAUUGUGGAACAGCUCCCCUGUCCAGAACUGCUGCACCUUUACUCUGGGCUGGACCGAGAUGAAGUUCCCAAUGGCAUCAUGGCAGACCGGGACCUGGGGGUGGCCGAAGGGCAGAUCCUGGAGGGAGGCCUGGUGGUGUCAGAUGAUAACAACCAGACUGUGAUGGCCACUGAAGUCCUGCUUGACGUGGAGGCCCCCAACAACAUACUGGAUGAAAGUCGCAUGUUCAGUGGUUCUGGGAUAUUCACUGAGCAGGACUCUUCUGGGGCCUUCACCAACUGUGUGCUCUCAACCUCCUCGGGGGCAGACAUCCCAACUAGUGGGAGUAUGACUGCGGAGGGCUUCUCCAUGCCAGAGGACAGCUCCAUGGACAAAUGCCUUGGGAGGCCUCUGCCAAUGAGGUCAAAGAAGAAAGUCCAGAAGGCAAAAGCACCCCGUUGUCCCUCACCAGUCAAUGAGCCCAACUUCCCCAUCCGGAAGAAGUCUAAGGAUGGCAAAGGGAAUACCAUCUACCUUUGGGAGUUCCUGCUGGCUCUCCUGCAGGAUAAGAACACUUGCCCCAAGUACAUCAAGUGGACCCAGCGUGAGAAGGGCAUCUUCAAGCUUGUGGACUCCAAGGCUGUGUCAAAGCUGUGGGGGAAGCAGAAAAACAAGCCAGACAUGAACUACGAGACUAUGGGGCGGGCACUGAGGUAUUAUUAUCAGAGGGGCAUCCUCUCCAAAGUGGAAGGGCAGAGGCUGGUGUACCAGUUCAAGGAAAUGCCCAAAGACCUGGUGAUAAUCGAAGAUGAAGAGGGUGAUGAGGCCAGUGCUGAACUCCAACAGGCCCCACCUCCGCGCCGAGCUGCUUCUAAGGCUUCAGCCCGGCCUUCCACUCAGCAGAAGAAGGAUCCCCCUAUGGAGGUUCUGCAACAAGGCCCGCAGGCAGCAUUGAGCCUGCAAGCUAUGGCUAAGGAGAGCUCAGCUGCUGCCAUGGCUGCUGUGGCUGCGGCAGCUGCUGCCGUAGCAGCCCCUCCUGGUGAGGCUCGGGGGACUCUGGCCCGCACAGUCAGUGCCUCUUUGGUUUCUAACCACGGUGGAGUGUCUGCAGCCGGAUCCAGCUCAGGCCUGGGAGCCCUUACCCUUCAGACCAUCCCACUGGCCACAGUGCUGGCCAGUGGCUCCUCAGGCACCUCGGCCACCUCAUCCCAAAUUGUCCUCCAGGGGGUCCCUUCGGCCUCGGCCUUCAAGGACAUCGUCACCCUGCAGGCUGCCUUCCCUCUGGGAUCUAACUUCCCAGAGGGCUCAGCCUCAGCAGGGCGUCCAUUUGUCCUUAGCAGCCUCUCAUCGGCGGCCCUUGGGCCUGCAUCCAGGCCCCCGGGGACCCUGGUGGCUGCCAUCAUUAGGACUCCAGGAGUGAAGGAGGCACUUCCUGGGCCCCCUUCCUACCUGCAGGGUGUCGUGGCUGACGAGGCCCUGAGGCAGCCUCAGCCACUUCAGAUGCAGGGGCUCCUGGGUAACUCCCAGCCCCAGGAAGCCCCAGGGAUCCCUGUGCUGCCCCAGACCCCCACCAGCUGCCCUUCUGUCGGCCUGACCCCCGUGGCUGAACUGGAACUCGCCACCAGCCCAGGGGCCCUGCUGGUAGCUGAGCCCAACCUGACCCAAUCGGGAAUGGUGCUGGCUGGAGCCCUGGGCCCUUUCCAGGAGCCCAGGACUGGAGCUGAAGGAGGUAGGGGAGAAGGGGAACUCUGAAGAGAGGGAUUUCUGGCCCUCUUUGGAGAAGGGCUCCUCAAGGGAGCUUCACCCACCAGUCAAGUGCCAGGGCCAUCUCUAGGUGAAUCUCUCAUGGCUGCCAUCUUGAAUGGAACCCUCCUCUCCCCUCUCCCUGGUGCUUGCUUUGGAGUCACCUGGGGGAGCUUGGCAGAGAAGUCAAGGGCACCACCAAGCAUGGGGUGGGGGAGGGGAGCUCUCCACCAUCAGCCUUAUUGUUUAUGCCCAAGCCCCCUGGGACCCUCUGUGUUAAAGAACCUGGCCUUUAACCUUGAUGCAUCUGGGAGAGGCCCAGCCAGUUUUGCCAACUAGGGCCUGCCUAGAAGCAGCAAGGAACAGUGGGAGAGCUCUGGAUUUCGAGCUAUAUUACAUGGCUUUGAACCUCAGCUCUGCCACUCCCUAACUCUGUGAUCUUGGGCAAGUCCCUUCACCUUACUGAGCCUCAGUUUCCUUAUCUGUAAAAUGAAGGGUUGGACUAGAUAAUCUCGAAGGCCCCCUCUAACAAUAGAGAUCCUCUGAUCCUUGAAUGCCAGCAAGAAGCCAAUGAAACCUGUCACCAGCCCUUUGCCAUUUUUGACCAUAAUUAGUUGGGCAUCCCUGGAGCCAAGCCCUGGGCUUCAGGGCCAUUCAGAGACAUGAACCUUCAGAGAAUAAUGCCCCUAGCUGGUGGGUGGAGAGGUGGCUUGGGUGGCCUGGAGGUUGGUGCCCACAAAAGCCCCCACUUAGGCUGGGCAGUGCUAACUUUUGGGUGCUGUUUCUGUUGCCCUGACUAGACUGUGAGCUCCUUGGGGAGGGGAGGGGGGAAGUGAAGGGUGUCUGGGCCCCACAUAGGGCCCCGCAACCAUGGCCAGUCAUUGGGAAAUUGAACUGGCUUGCAGCUGAGUAACCUUGCCUGAAUCAGUUUCUUCAUUGCCAUUCCCUACACUGAGGGAUGCCCCCUGAGUGCUGUAGGUCCCCAGGGGCAGCUUGGGAGCUUUGUCUGUGUGUGCUUGUGUGUCUGUGUGCCCAUCCACAUGCAUGCACUUAGGUGCUCAAGUAUGUAGAAACCAGCAUGGCUUAGUGGCAAAAGCCCUGGAUUUGGAAUUCAAAUCCUGGUUCUACCACUUCCUCUGUGAUCCUGGGCCAGUCACUGCCCUUUUCUGGGCCUCAGUUUCCUCCUCUGUAAAAUGGGGAAAAUAAUACUUACACUACCUACCUCCCAGAGGAGAGGUUGUAAGGAGAGCCCUUUGUAAGCUGACAAAGAGCUCUAGAAAUGACAGUUAGGACACCUGGGUGAGGAGGGCCUGGAACCCAACCUUGCUGGCCAGAGAUGUCCCCAAGCAUCUGAAUUUCCCAUUCUGGGUCAGUCAUUCAGGAAUUCCUUCCCAAACUUUUGGGAAGCUACUUAGAUCUUAAGCCAGGACGACUUUUCUGGCAAUCAGCGCUGUCCGAGGUCUCCCACGGUGGGAGAGGACAGCUUUGGACUUGGCCAAAACCUGCCUCGGUCAGGCUGAAGAAGGGUGGGCAGGACCCUGGAUCUCUGUGCCUGGGGUGCCGUGAACAUCUCCGUGCUUGUUCCCCUCAGCCCUUUCUUGAUUGUAUGUAUCCUUCGGGUCCCCCAACCCUGGAAGAGUUUGCCUUUCUAGGCCAAAGAGGCCCCAUCUUCUUGGCAUAGUCUCCUGCAGCCAUCCCCCUCUCCCCACCACCGAGUAAGUGGUCCUGGAGGAGGUGAGAGAAGGAAUGCAGGGAGAUUGUUGCUGUCCCAGGACAUCCUGGGCUGAGGAACCUUGUUAGGUAGGACGUCGGAUGUAGUCAUUUUCCCAUCUGCUUCCGGAGGAGGCAGGCCCUGCCCCUGGGCGGCCCAUGGAAAUGCCCACACCCUUGCAGCCCGCGUAGCUCUAUCCAUAGAAUCUAGAGAUUUAGAGCUGGGCUGGAUCUUAGAGACCAUCUAGUCCCUGCCCGCUAUGGCACUGAGGCUGAAACUGGGACUUUGAACCCAGAUGCUGAGUCCUCCCAUGCCAGGGCUCUCAGGCCCCCUCCUUGACUGGUCACUCUGUGGUGACACAGACCAAGGGUGGAAAGGUGCUAGAGCUGGAAUCCAAAACUGUCCCCACUCUCUAGUGUCUGGGUGCUCAGCCAGUCAAUCCAUCAACAAAUUCUUAUCGAUCGUCUACUGUGUGCCAGCCACUGUGAGGCGCCAGGGACACCGACAAAAAAUAAUCCCUGUGUUCAGGGAGUUACAUGGGAGAUGGGGAGUGAAUAUGUUCAGAGAAAAGUAAAAACUAUGUAUAAUGUAUAGACAGUAAUUUGAGGGGGAAGGGAUUAGCAGCUGAGGGAGUUGGUAAAAGCCUCUUGGCACUGGAGCUGAGAGAUUUUAAGUGAGUGAGAGCAUUCCAGGCUAGGAUGAGGAGAGCAGGCCUGUCCUGUGUGAAGCCUCUCGAUGAAUAGGCCCAGCUAGCAGGUCCCCAGGGGCUAAACUAAGUGUGUCUGUGCCCAGGGCCUGAGACAGUCACACAAACUCAGCCGAGGUCCCUUUGGGGAUAGGAUAGAGGCCAUCCCUUUUGCUUUGAGAUAGUUUUCAUUGCUGGGAACUCUUCCCCCUAUUGCAGGGAUCCCCCAGGGAUCUGUGCUUGGCCCUAGCCUAAUAUCCUCAGCAGUGACUUGGAUAAAGGGAUAAAUUUGGUUGCUUAUUAAAUUUGUAGAUAGCACCUUAGAUGAAAAAGAUCUUGACAGCUCCAGUGAUGGGUUGAAUCUACUCAGAUGAGAUGCCAGAGGGCUAUAUAAAGGCUUAUACUUGGGUUCCAAGUACUAGUUUGCUUAGCUGUUUGUCUGAAAGUAGCUCAGGUUGAGUGGACUGCGAUCUCAAGAUGAUUCAGCAAGGCGAUGUGGUGGUCAAUGAGGCUCCCGUGAUCUGGGGCUUAGGGAGUGACCCUCCCGCUUAGCUGUGGCCUUGCCUGGUCAGAUCUGGAGUACAGUACUUGAGUCUGGGCCCAGGAUGGUAGGAGGGCAUCCAGACAAAGGUGACCAGUGGAGUCAAAAUGGGAGCAUAGGAGGAUCAGCUUGAAGGCAUUGAGAACUUCAGAAGACAACACGCUCACUACCGUCAAGCAUCAGAAUGGGGCAGAAUAAGAAGCCAUGAAAUCGCUAUUUGAGGCCAGAUGCCAGGAAAAGCUUUCUGACAGUUAGAACUGGGCAGAAUUGAGGGCCCUGUUGACCUAAGUAUAACAUUCCCUCCCUAUCCAACAUCCCAUGUUAGGUAGAAAUGAUUUUGUGUUAUUGGAUAUUAAUUGCAUGAUCGGCUAUUAAUCAAUCGCAUCCAUGGUCCCUUCCAGUUGGAUAUGUAGGCUAGUCCUGGGCCUCCCCAUCUCAGUGGAAAGAACGCUGGUUUUGGAGGCCUUGAGCAGUCACUCCUUUCCCCUCUCUGGGCCUCAGUUUCCCCUCUGUAAAAUGAAAUGGUCUUUAAGCUCCUUUCCAGCUAUCUCUAAGUCUUAUGAAUUCUAUGUUUUUGAAAUCAAAUUGAAUGGUAAGCAGAACCAGAAAAACAAUACACACGAUGACUGCUAUUAUAUAAACGAUAA
Messenger RNA from Phascolarctos cinereus (koala), 5797 nucleotides. It is a transcript of the gene ELF4, whose product is annotated as E74 like ETS transcription factor 4. Gene Ontology annotation, biological process: cell differentiation; regulation of transcription by RNA polymerase II. Gene Ontology annotation, cellular component: nucleus. Lineage: Eukaryota; Metazoa; Chordata; Mammalia; Diprotodontia; Phascolarctidae. Gene Ontology annotation, molecular function: sequence-specific DNA binding; DNA-binding transcription factor activity, RNA polymerase II-specific. The record is from RefSeq and is a predicted model, not a curated record.